AUGCCUCUCCCCAAUGAGCCUGUCAAAGUCACCGGUGGCUGCUCCUGCGGCGCCGUCCGCUAUCGUAUCAACGUCCCUGCACUGGAAGACCGUCCAUUGAACCCUUUCGCGCCUGCAGCCUUGGGUAUCAAACUCCCUGUCGCCAUGACGUGCCACUGCAAUGACUGCCGUAGAUCGAGCGGCUCGUUCCUUGCAGUUGGCGUACUUGACAUCCCAGCGCCGAUGCUCACCGUCUCCGCUAUGUCACCCUCAUCUGAAUCAAAUAUCGUUUCUGGUCGUAUUCUAGAUGUCCUUGCAGAUGGCUAUGACGCUGCGGAAGCAGAUGCGGACCGUCCUCCAUACAUCUCAGCCAUGGAUGUCCUCCGCGCAACAGGCGAGACCAAAACCUGGUUGCGCUUCUUCCACUCCGUCAAAUGUAGUUCUGAUGUAUCCCGCAGCUUCUGUGGUCGUUGCGGAACGCAGCUAUGCUUCCAUUUUAAACUGGAGCCAGAAUACUGCGCUGAUGGGAAAUUACCUGAUGGUUGGCGGGAUACUUUUCAUUUGGAACUUGGAACUCUGGAUCGCGAAUUUCUCGAGAAGGAUUGGUUCAACCCUGGUAGUGAAGGGAUGUUCAAGUAUGGAACACCUCUGAGUCGAAGUGUUUCCGCGACGGCGAAGGGAUUGAAGGAACUGCCUAAGAUGCAGGAGUUUGAUGGCCAGGUUACUGAGGAGGAGUUGGCAACUUUAAGGUCUUAG
Fusarium musae is the source of this 735-nucleotide messenger RNA. RefSeq lists its product as uncharacterized. The record is from RefSeq and is a predicted model, not a curated record. The transcript has a single exon. Bases 1 to 735 code for a protein of 244 amino acids. NCBI's taxonomy places the organism in Eukaryota, Fungi, Ascomycota, Sordariomycetes, Hypocreales, Nectriaceae.